Messenger RNA from Plasmodium malariae, 1347 nucleotides. RefSeq names its product nucleoside transporter 3, putative (gene NT3). The transcript has a single exon. The coding region runs from base 1 to 1347 and encodes 448 amino acids. NCBI's taxonomy places the organism in Eukaryota, Apicomplexa, Aconoidasida, Haemosporida, Plasmodiidae. The record is from RefSeq and is a predicted model, not a curated record. Gene Ontology annotation, biological process: nucleoside transmembrane transport. Gene Ontology annotation, cellular component: plasma membrane. Gene Ontology annotation, molecular function: nucleoside transmembrane transporter activity.
AUGAAUAAUCUGGAGUGGAAGAAAUCUGCACCUGCGGCAAGUAACAAUAAGGAUCAUGUUAAGGGAACAAGUACAACGAACACACUAAUAAACGAAUUAUAUGAUAGUACCAAAAUGAGUGCAAAUAUAGAAGAAUUAUGCGAAUUUGAUAUAGAAAAAAGAGAUGAAUUAGAAGAAGAAAAGUAUUAUAUGUUGUUGUCUAUUGCGUACGGAUUAAUAGCAAUAUUAGCUGACGCCCCAUAUUUUAUAAUAGUAUCAAUGUCAGAUUAUUUCAGACAUGCAUUUAAUGUUACAGAUAUUAUGAUCAACGAAUUCGCAUUAAUGGAAAGUAUAAUAUUAAUUGUUGUAUGUAUAUUUUUACAUUUGAUCGGAAGUUAUAGAUUAAGAUGGAAUGUAUAUCAGCCUCUUCUUACAAUGUUUUCUUUAGGAAUAAUCCAUUUAAUUGUUCAUUUUAAAAGUGAUUAUAUAGGACAUAAAAUAGUAAUAUUUAGUGCAGUUCCAUUUGGUAUAAUAUCUUGUGUAAUUAAGAUGACAACAAUUAAAAUAUGUGUUUUGUUUAGAAAACAAUAUUGUAGUGCUUAUGUAUGUGGAUUAUCGAUGUCUGGAUUUCUUGUUUUUGUAUUAUAUGUAUUGGGAGCAUAUGUAUUUUUUGAAAAUGAUAUAAAUAAAUUUUGUAAAAUGUUUUCAUUAUUUUAUGGAGUCAUUUCUUUUUUAUCAAUAAUUUGUUUUAUGAUAUUAUAUAAAAUAUAUAGUUUGCCAUUUGUAAAAAGAUUAGGAGAAAAAUUUGAAGAUAAAGGUUUUUUAAUAAACAAAGAAAUAUUAUUUGAUUCAUUCAAAUCGAUGAGUGUAGUUUGGGAAUAUAUGCUUAUAGCCUUUCUUGCAAAUAUAUUUAGCUAUCAAAUAUACCCAACAGUUUUUCCUGCAUGCAUUGAUGAAAACAAAGAAAUGAAAGGACUUUUAUCAGGAGUUCUACUUUUUGGUGACUCAUUAGCACAUUUGUUAGUUCAUAUUUUUAGCAACUUUUUUAUUAAAAUUAAUUUUGUAAUAUAUACCAUUAUCAAAAUUUUUAGGUUAUUUUUUCUACCUAUAUUUGUUAUUUUAGUUUUAUAUAAAAAUUCAUUUUUGAACAGUCAAUACUUUUUAAUUCCAUUAGCAUAUACAUUUGGAUUUACACAUGGAAUAUUAUCUAAUUCUGUUUUUUUAAAAAUACCCGAAGCAUGCAGAAAAAAGAACAAAGAACAAUAUCUUAAAUUAGCUCCGAAUAUAGUUUUUUUAUCUUUUAUAUUUGGCACUAUGAUUGGUGUCUUCAUAUCAAAAAUAUAUGUGAGGAUUUUGGUCCCAAGCUGA